AGCCGGUCAGUCAAUGCAGCCUGAAACGUCAUCAACAGAAGACGCGCUGCCUCCAAAAGACCACAAGCAAGAAUGCUUUUCUACUCGUUUUUCAAGUCUCUGGUGGGAAAGGACGUGGUGGUGGAGCUCAAAAACGACCUGAGCAUCUGUGGAACGCUUCACUCUGUUGACCAGUACCUGAACAUCAAGUUGACAGACAUCAGCGUCACAGAUCCAGAGAAAUAUCCACAUAUGCUGUCGGUGAAAAACUGCUUCAUCCGUGGAUCGGUGGUCCGGUACGUCCAGCUGCCGGCCGACGAGGUGGACACGCAGCUGCUCCAAGACGCGGCGCGAAAAGAAGCCAUGCAGCAGAAGCAGUGAUGGGGUCGUAGGUGCAUUCCUGAUUAUGGAAAUUUGCAGAGCGGGGUUGGUUGUCUCGAACCCGCAGGACGUUUAGCAGUCUUCAUCUGAUUCUUUUAGUUCCAACAACAGAGGACCGUGUUUGUGUUGACGUUUCUGGUUUAAAAUUAUAAAAAUUGUUUUUUGUUUGGCUGUUUUUUUUACAAAUAAGGUUACAAUAUUUUAAUCCUUAUUUCAUUUUCUUCGUUAAGAAAUUCUCCUGCCUUUUUGCCUCAACUUGUAGAUUUUUUUUUUUUUUAUUGUUUUUGGAAAAAUACUUUGGUGUGUCAACAUCAAGUAUGACCGUGGAAGAAGUCAUUUUGUAAUUAUGUGUAUUUUUUGGAAAUAAAGCUAAAAUGUCAUUAG
Molecule: messenger RNA, 744 nt
Organism: Xiphophorus maculatus (southern platyfish)
Lineage: Eukaryota; Metazoa; Chordata; Actinopteri; Cyprinodontiformes; Poeciliidae
Gene: lsm2
Product: LSM2 homolog, U6 small nuclear RNA and mRNA degradation associated
Exons: 6
Coding region: 73-360 (95 amino acids)
Biological process (GO): mRNA splicing, via spliceosome
Cellular component (GO): Lsm1-7-Pat1 complex; catalytic step 2 spliceosome; U6 snRNP
Molecular function (GO): RNA binding
Source: RefSeq, a predicted model, not a curated record